Carya illinoinensis is the source of this 853-nucleotide messenger RNA. RefSeq names its product calcium-binding protein KRP1-like. Lineage: Eukaryota; Viridiplantae; Streptophyta; Magnoliopsida; Fagales; Juglandaceae. The transcript has a single exon. The coding region runs from base 244 to 603 and encodes 119 amino acids. The record is from RefSeq and is a predicted model, not a curated record. Gene Ontology annotation, molecular function: calcium ion binding.
AGCUUCCAGGAAGGAGAAGCGGAUCUUCACAUAUCCUGAAACAUUUGUUGGCUCCUCGAACCCUUCCCCCUUCCAGGAACGCCUCCCUCACUUUCCUCCCUUUGCUUAUAUAAGAUACUUCUCACUCCCCUCAGUUUCCAUCACUCCUAUUCACAACCUUACUACGAGCAGCUAGCUAUCAAAUCCUCCAGCUCCUCCUUUCCACUUACGUACAGAUUUACGUACAAUUUAGCCUCAGAUCAGAUGGCACAAUAUUUGGCGCUAGAUAAUACGGUCGACUUCGAGGACUACUUCCCGUCCAUGAUUGCACGGCUGGGAGCGGAAGGGUUUAUAGGGGAGCUCUGCAACGGGUUUCGUUUGUUGAUGGAUUGCGAAAAGGGGCUCAUCACGUUCGAGAGCUUGAAGAGGAACAGUUCUCUGCUGGGAUUGCAUGACAUGGGGGAUGACGAGCUUGUUUGCAUGCUGCUGGAAGGUGAUCUUGACGGAGAUGGAGCGCUGAGCCAGAUGGAGUUUUGCAUUCUCAUGUUUAGGUUGAGCCCUGGCUUGUUGGAUGGAACUAAAAGAUGGGUUGAAGAUUUUGAUGUAGUAACUGAACAAAGCUAGACUUGCUUAAUUGUUUUCGUAUCAAAUAAUUCUCUCAUUCAUCCAGAGAAAAUAAAAAACAAAAUCCCCAUUUCCGCCCUCCACCCCAAAAAAAAAAAAAGUUGUAGGCCUCUUUAAAUAAUUUCAUGCAUGUUUCCAGCUUUCUUACUUAUUAAUUUGAUUUUUUAUUUUUUCUGGAUGAACUCAGUGUUUAUUUGGAAUAACGAGAUGAUCAUGAUAAGCAUAUGGUCACGGUGUUUGUGAAGUCAAA